GCGCUGAAGAGUAGUUGUCAGGGGAGAAACAAGUGACUUACAAGUUUUAGAUAUUUUAUAUAAACUAUUUUAGUUUAUGGCAGAAAACAGAGUGUGUGAGUCCUGAUUUUUAUGGGAAUUUCUCAAAAGAAAACAAACCGCUGACUGGAAUGUGAGACAAUAUCCUACAUAACUGUGUUCACAUAUCCUAACGGUGCUUGCAUAUCCUACACACAGUGACGGAGUUGCCGCAGCAAACGUUUGAAGGAAUGGCCUUCAUAUCAUAUAUCCGAACAAUUCGUGCAAGAGGUCGACCGGUAGUCCCUAUUGCACUUGUCCUCUGCAUCUAUACUUUCGCCAAAUACAAUUUUUCUCUCGACGACAAUGGUCGCUCAGCGAGUCUUAAUCCCGAAGCUCUGACCUCGAACACAGAAGCUUUUUCCAGUGUUGGUCAGAAUGGGGAGACGCAGACAGCCAGAAAAGAAGAAUUGGUCUUUUUCCUCAUCCAAUGUGAAGGAACGCCAACAUCCAACCAGGGGGGUAAGAAGGCAUCUGAUAUCGGUCGUCAGAUUCGUCAGGCCGCUGUUAUGCUGAAGUCAGCGGCCGCUUUGACCUCAACCUUUCUCAGGUUCCUGGUGAUUGCAGAUUCAAAGUCUUUAUACCAGCGGCUGGUGAAUACGACAUCGAACUGGCCCAUCGAAUACCAACAGCGCCUCUCCUUCGAGUACUACGACGUGUGGUACCCUCCGGGACGGGAGGAUAUGCGCAACAUGUUCCGGGUGUGCGCCACGGAGAGGCUCUUCCUACCGGACAUGUUCCCCAACCUGGACGCGGCCAUUUACAUCGACACCGACCUCGUGUUCCUUCGUCCCCCGGAGGACCUGUGGGCCGAAUUCCGAAAGUUCAACGAUAGGCAAGUGGCUGCGAUGGCACCUUGUCUCUAUCACUAUGGCUCGACCAGGAACAAGAUCCCCUUUUACGGAUCGUCGGGCCUCAACGCAGGCAUCAUGCACAUGAACCUAACGCGCAUGAAGAGCUUCCCGGGAGGUGGUUGGACGCCGGCUGUCAUGAAGGUCUUUGACAAUUUCAGACAAAGGAUCAAACUGGCUGAUCAAGACAUGCUGAACAUCCUCUUUCAUAAGCAUCCACAGAAGCUUUAUGAACUGGGAUGUGAGUGGAACUACCGCGUAUGGCAGUGUUCUCAGGGGGGUAACAUGUGCCCUCAAGCAAGCACCAACGGCGUGUCCAUCCUGCAUGGCAACGCCCUUGCUUUCGUCAGCGGUGCAGAAAGGAAAUUGCAGGCGGUGUUCGAUGCAUGGGAGCGACACCAACUAGGAGAUCCACUGCGUGGUCUCUUCACCUCACUCCAGGAAGACCUCGCAGAAGUUAGUAAGAAGGGCCUGCAGUCCAAAUGUGCGAGGAUUUCUAACAUUGAUGCUAUCCUAACUAAGGAGUUUGAGAAACAUGUAAAGUGAAUUUCGGAAGGUAGGCAACAAAAACGAAAAAGCCUUCAAAGUAUUACAUGUUUCGAACUUUAAAGCUUGGAAUUGCAUAAGUUGUUGUUUUUAAAUCCCAUGCUGUGUUGACUAUAUUUUGAUGUUCGUCACGUCAAUCUAUUCGGUAGAUUUGGUUCAAAAUAUUAUAUAAUAUUUAUUUUUUAUUAUGCAUAUAAAGUAAUAUUAUCCACAAAAGAAUAUAGCGUAAAAAACUAAGCGUGCUACAUACUGUUUUCAGAAAACCUUUGAAGUUGAUACUAUCAGACAAACAGUACAAUGUACGUAUUGUAAUUACAUCGAUUUAACAUGAUGCCAAAGACUUGCAUGAAAUAUAUACCCCAUCUCGAUAAACAUGUAUAAUCCAAACCACAAGUCAACAUUUCUUCCUUCUAAAUUUCAUCAGUUAUUCAUUUACUUCCGUACAAACUCAGGAAGACGGUUUUUUCCCUUGUGUGUGUCGGAAGUUUACCCUCGCGAGUUGGUUUUUCGCCAUUUUACCCCAUGUUUUCACUUGCUGUUGCCUGUCUUCGCUAGAUUUAAACUAUAGCUAUUGAGCCUGCUAACCGUCUCAUUAGAUACUAUGUGAAUGUCUUCUCAGGCUUCAUAGAAUCGAGCAUCUGGCCUAGUAAAUUGUGUAAGUUUAGGCGCUGUAAAAAAAAUCCCUUGCUGCUACCAUUUUUAUUAUUGUUAAUGUUAUGUUAAUGUUGUUGUUAUUGUUAUUUUCAUUGUUUUUAUA
Molecule: messenger RNA, 2211 nt
Organism: Penaeus chinensis
Lineage: Eukaryota; Metazoa; Arthropoda; Malacostraca; Decapoda; Penaeidae
Product: glucoside xylosyltransferase 2-like
Exons: 8
Coding region: 249-1454 (401 amino acids)
Biological process (GO): protein O-linked glycosylation via N-acetylgalactosamine
Molecular function (GO): UDP-xylosyltransferase activity
Source: RefSeq, a predicted model, not a curated record